CGCGAAAGGACAACUACUAUCACCGGAGCACGCACACCGUGCGCACACAAGACGCCAAUUCGUUAACCACCGACUGGACUAACCUCCAAUUGGUUAUAACCCGCGCUAGUAGCACACGCUUGUCUACAUAACCUUAUCCGAGAUAGAGACGUGCCAGUGGGGACACUUGGCCACUUGUCCCCUCCCCCUGGUGUUCCACAGGCGAUUUUACGGGGAUUCCCCUCUUUCACUCGCGUCACAUUUUCGAAGCGUAAAUACAGUGGCAGUGGUGGCUAUUAUGUCAGACCUGUUCCCCCACCACUAUUUUCCCUCGUCACUGGCGUGGACGGGCGUGCACAUUGACACGUUCGUGUUUAUCUACACGUGAAGAAGUCGGUGUUUACGAUUUUGUGGUGUUAAUAGAGAAUCAAGACGUAAAUAACGAAGAGUUGAACGCUUUUCGGGGGGAUUGAGUGACUUGAGUGCGAGUUUUUCGGGGGUUUAUGACGUGUGAAGCUGUGGAUUUUUUAAUGCUCAUUGGGGAGAUUGACUUUGGUGGGCUUUUGAGAUAAUCUCGGAGGUUUUGGUCGGUUUUGGUUACCAUGAGCGACGGUAUUGUCAGUGCAAUCUCCAUAAGUUUGUUCGGUACUGGUUCAAUGUGUGUUGGAGAGGAGAGGAAGAGACAACGCGGCAGCAUGGAGGCUGGAUACUCGAUGCUCACCGGUGAUCUUGACGUCUGCAGGAUGUUUGAUCAGUACACUUAUAAGAGGAGCGACAACCUCGACUUGUCACUGAGUGUGUCACAGCACCAUCAGAACACGUACCACCACGACGGGGGCUACAACAUGGCUGAUCAGACGUUUCACACACCGAGUUUUGGAGAUGAGGAUUUCGACAUUCCUGCCAUUCACCCACAUCAGCAGCAUCAACAGCAUCACCCGCAGCAGCAUGACCCCAUGCAUGGCUACCAGUCACAGAUGAUGCAAGCCGGUGGUAUGCAGCAGUCGCCAGACGCUCUGAGCCUGGACCCGGGUGGGUACCAGCAGCCCCUCUACCUGCAGCAGGAACACACGAUGCAGCCAAUCAACGUCAGUUCAGCGUACACAAGCCCACAGGCGUCGUACACGUCAAUGAGCUCUCCUGGCCAGCAGCACGGUGGCCAACAGCUGCUUUUAUUACAACAACAGCAUAAUCAAGCACAACAACAGCACGCCCAGCAUCAGCAACAGGUACAAAUGCACAUGCAAUAUGUUCACACUCAGCAUCAACAGAUGCAAAAUCAGCAUCAACAGCAGCAGAUGCAGUACAGAAGUCCAACGGGCGGUAGUCCACCGGCCAUACAACAGAAUCCACCGGUUGAAAACAAUAAUACGACAACGAGUGAGGACAGCGAUGACAGUACACCACAUUCGGCCAUGAUUACUGGAAUGAAGCGACCCUCACCCGAGCCCGUAGACACUGUUAAUAAGGCACAGAAGAAGCCAAAGGCACAGAAGAAAAAGAAGAAGAGGGAUCCAAAUGAACCGCAGAAGCCAGUGUCUGCAUACGCCCUGUUCUUCCGUGACACCCAAGCAGCUAUCAAAGGACAAAAUCCCAAUGCAAGUUUCGGUGAAGUAUCGAAAAUCGUCGCAUCAAUGUGGGACGCACUCGAGACAGAGCACAAAAAUGUUUAUAAGAAGAAGACUGAAGCAGCGAAGAAGGAGUAUCUGAAGGCCCUGGCGGCUUACAGGGCAUCGGUGGUGAGUAAGAGUGCUGGGGACGAGCCCCAGCCACCCCAGCAGCCACCGCCCCCUCAGCAACAACCCCAACAGCAGCAGCAGCAGCAGCAACAACAGCCCCAGGUGCAGUACGGUUAUGGUUACGGUGGUAAUCAACCUGGCAAUGUUGCCUACCAGGUUUACAGUCCCCAGCCCCAGCCACCGUCGCCCCAACAGCAGGCGCAUCAACACCAGCAAAUGGCCAUCAAAAAGUCACCCCAUCAUCUCACUGGAAUGCAGCCUAAUCAUCAACAGCAGCAGGGCAUGAUGGGCAAUCCUAUGGCACCACCGCACAUGACGCAGCAGCAACACAUGCAGCAACAAGUAUCACAGCAGCAGUACAUGCAGCAGGUGCCCCAACAACAAGUACAACAAGUGCAAAUUCAACAGCAACAAAUAAUGCACAUGAGUCCCCCACGUGCUGACUCUUUAUCGAGUCCUCCCCCAGUGACAGGACAACAAACAGGCCUUGGCCAGUCACCACCGUCAAAUUCCUGCAUUCGUCAGGGCUGUCCAAAUCCAGCAAUUGCAAACAGCGAAUGGGAGGAUGAGUAUUGCAGUAAUGAGUGUGUGGUUAGCCACUGCAGGUUUGUGGAUGUCUUCACCACGUGGGUCUCAUCAAAUCAAAAUCCCCAACAGAAUUUUUCAACAGUGAAGUAAACACGAUGAUUAUUUAAGUGUUAAUCUCAGAAAUAGGAUGAACCACAGAAUGUUUUUUUUUUCUCUCCUUUCAUGACCCAAGGCCCUUCAUUCAAGAAUUUAUCGGGGGCCUGUGGGUCGUUGAAGCGUUAAGAUUUAAAGUUAAAACGUAAAAUAAUGGAAACUUUACACAAUUAUGUACAUAAAGUUCUAGACAAGAGUUGAGUGAGAGUUCUGAUUCGCUGGAGAUGGGACAAUCACGAAUUAUAUGAAAAAAAAAAAAUACAACAAUAUAAAUGCCUGGAUGACACGAUGAGACUGUCUGCUAGGGAAUACUGCGAAUCGCAACGAGGCAACAUUGACUGUGAAUUAACGAAACGAUUUAAACUGAUUUUUCAUAAUGUUUUUUUAUGUACUUGGGGAGCCUUAAACUGGAGUGGCCAGAACUCUGCUGAUAACAUCUUUUUUUUUGUUGAUCAACUUUAAUAAUUUAUUACGGAGUAAAGUUUCAUUUCCAAUUCAAGCAUUAGAUUAUUUUUUAAUUCUUUUGUAUUAAUAUCGUUUUAUAAUUACAAAUAUAUUUAUGAAUAUGAUCCAUCACAAGCUGAAUCAAUGUGGAAAAUAUUACAAUGGAAAAAAACAAAUUAUGGGGUGGUGUUUUUCUUUUAAUGUUUAACAGAAUCUGUGUUAUUAGUUGGCAGUGCCAUUUGCCAGUUGUUGCAUACUUCAUUUUCAACAUUCAUUUAGCUAGAGAAUAAUUAAUGAGAGGUACGAAGAGAACAGGUGAAUGAGAAAAAUAAAGAAGCUACACAUACGUAUAGUUAUAUAUAGUACCUAGACCCUCCCCCCCCCACCCCCCACAACCACCCACGAGUUUAUAAAUAAAAAUAUCCAUCUGUGGAAAAUUUACCUGAUACGAUUUACGGAGUUGAGGAAAAAUAAAAUCAUUUUCUCCCGUCUCCCCCACCCCUUCCCCUCAAUACGUAAUAAUUAUCGCAUAAGAGAAUGAUUAAAAACCACUGGAUGAUGACAGUCAAGUUGCCAUUGUAUCUGGCUGGAUAAAUAACUCUGAGAUGUGAGGAAGAACAGGUGAAUUUUGAUGGUCAGUGGAUGAUAGGUAUCAUUUAAUGCUCCAAGCCCACUGGUUUGAAAAUCAUUAUUUUUUUAUUAUAUACGUGCGAUCCAAUUUGUAUCUAUAGUAAAUAUUUUCUUUAUGUUGUUUUUUUUGUUCAUUUUUUACGGUAGGUUUUAAUGAACUGAGGAUUUUGGGGUCUGAUUCGCGGGAUGUUUGAAUUUUCUCGGUGAGAAAUUGCGGUUUAACCAAGGACAUUUGCGGGGAUUAUCUCGGAAAAAAAUAUUUUUUAAUCGAAUUGUUUAUUUUUUCAAACCGAGAUGAUCCACCGGUGAAUUAUAGGCGUUUUGGGACUGAAUGUUUGUCAGAACUGGGGCUGUAUUUUUUUUUAAUUGGGUUUUAGCGUGAUUUUUUUGUGGAGGGGAAUUAUGAAGGGACAAUUUUACGCGAAAGCCCAAUUGUUAAAAAUAUUGACCCCAGUGUGAAGGGAUGAUUAAUUCAAUAGUGAAACGCUGAUCACUUGAGGACAUUCUGUGCAUAUAAUUAUUAAGAUAUUUCUUUUUCCGUUCGAAUAAAUUAAUUUUUUCACGAUGAUGUUUUUUUCAAAUUUUUGGUGUGAAGAGCGCACGUUCUUCGGCGAAUUCACGUUAAUUUAAUUAUUUGUUUUUUUAUAUUCUUAUGUAAAUACGAAUAUAAAUAUAUUCUAUAGAUUUAUAGGUCUAUAAUAUAUACAUAAUCAGUACUGUAAUAUAUUGAUAACGAUUUGUGGUAUAUUACGAGAAAAUACAAAUUAUAUAUUAUACAUAUAAAUUAGAAUAAAUAUAUUAUUAUUGGUUAUUGAUAAUGCGUAAGAUAUUGAUUAUGAGCGUUCGUGAGGUGCGCCAACAAUGACCGCGUUUAUGGUGCAUUGAAAUGGUAUUUCACGUGAAUGAAUAAAUUCAAUACAGUGCAGAAUAAAGCAACAUUAAGUCCCUCCCCUCGUUCAUGUACAAUUCCCGAACGAUUAUGAGAUGACAAUUAUUGUGAAACACGAUUUUACAAUAUGAUUAAUCAUAAAAUACGAUGAGAAAACCUAUAGUGAAGAAAGAGAGUUAACGAAAAUGAAGUUAAAACGUUAGGAGUUACUAUAGUAUCGUAGACCUUAGCACGACGCAUCAAAUGCUAAUAUAUGAUGGUGAUUUGCAAUGAAUUUAUGUUCAUUAUUAUUGUUUUUUUCUGUACAAAAAGAAUAUCUUAAUUAAAUGACUCAGUCCCAGAACUAUGAA
Diachasma alloeum is the source of this 4712-nucleotide messenger RNA. Its product is annotated as TOX high mobility group box family member 3. Gene Ontology annotation, molecular function: chromatin DNA binding. Gene Ontology annotation, cellular component: nucleus. Gene Ontology annotation, biological process: regulation of transcription by RNA polymerase II. The record is from RefSeq and is a predicted model, not a curated record. The transcript has 12 exons. Lineage: Eukaryota; Metazoa; Arthropoda; Insecta; Hymenoptera; Braconidae. The coding region runs from base 582 to 2396 and encodes 604 amino acids.